AUGGAGGGGUACGACGGGAAUCAAGCGUAUGGCGCCCACGCGGCGCCCCAGGCCGUGGACUGGGGCGCCCUGGAGGCUCGAGACGGCGCGCGUUUCUCGUGGAACGUUGUCGCGAACAGCCGCGCCGAGAUGACGAAGUGCGUCGUCCCGUUCGGUGCCGUCGUCACGCCGAGGAAAGCGAUCGCCGAAGACGUCGUGCCAAAGGUACCGUACGAACCGGUGCGGUGUAAGGGGUGCGGGGGGGCGCUGAAUCCGUACGCUAGGGUGGAUUUCGCGUCUAAGAUCUGGGUGUGUCCGUUGUGUCACGCGCGGAACCAUUUUCCACCGCAUUACGGUGGAUUGUCCGAGACGAACCUGCCGGCGGAGUUGUUCCCGAGUUACACGACGAUUGAGUACGCGAUGCCGUCGAGGGCGAGCGGUGUGGCGAGCGGGAGCGGGUACCUAUUUGUCGUGGACGCGUGCGUGGAGGAGGACGAGCUCAGAGCGGUGAAGCAGGCGGUGACGCAAGCUUUGAGUCUGAUGCCGGAAGACGCCAGGGUGGGGUUGGUGACGUUCGGGACGCACGUGCACGUGCAUGAGUUGGGGUUCGAGAGUUGUCCGAAGUCGUACGUGUUUCGAGGGAAUAAGGAGUUUACGACGCAGCAGGUUAAGGAUCAGUUGGCGCUCGGCGGUGGACCAUUGCGGGCAGUGAACGGGGCGCGUGGGCAACCGGCGCAAGGGCACGUGAAUGGGGCGAUGCCAGCGUCGAGGUUUUUGGUGCCCCUGAGCGAGUGUGAGUUUCAGCUUUCGGCGAUUCUCGAGGAGUUGAAUCGAGACGCGUUCGCGCCGUUGCCUUCGUGCAGACGCGCUCGGUGCACAGGUACGGCGCUCAUGGUGGCCUCGUGUCUGCUCGCGACUGGUGCGAUCGGUCAGAGCGCGCGGGCAAUGCUGUUCACCGGCGGCGCCGCGACCGAGGGCGGCGGUACCAUCGUGGCGAAGGACAUGGAGCAGGCGGUGCGAUCUCACAAGGACAUAGUCAAGGGCGCGGCGCCAUUUUACGCAAAGGCGAAAAAGUAUUACGAGCAGGUGGCCGUCAACUUGUGCGCGAACGGUCACGUCCUGGAUGUAUUCGCAUGCGCGCUCGACCAGGUUGGAUUAGCCGAGAUGAAGGUAUGCGUCGAGAAGACGGGCGGGAACGUCGUAUUAGCGGAGUCGUUCUCGCACACCGUCUUCAAGACGUCCUUCUUGAAACUGUUCGCCCCAGAUACGGAAGGCGGGCUCGGAAUUGCGUAUAACGGCCAGUUCGAGGUGGUGACCAGUCGCGACGUCAAGACCUCGGGCGUGAUCGGGCCUUGCGCGGCGUUGGAUAGGAAAGGCUUGCCGGGCGCGGUGAGUGACUCGCCGAUCGGCAGCGGCGGCACGACAGCAUGGAAGAUGUGCACGCUAACGAACGAGACCUCGCUCGCGGUGUACUUCGAGGUCGCGAACCCGGGUGGAAAGGAUCAGCAAUCGAUGGCGAUGCAGGGUCAGCACGCACAACAGUUCUUCGUGCAGUUCCUUUGCACCUUCACGCUUCCAAACGGCGAGUCGAGAAUGCGUGUCAUCACAACGAGUCGACGAUGGACCGACGGUCAGAACUUAAACGACAUCGCGGCUGGAUUCGAUCAAGAAGCCGCGGCCGUUCUCGUGGCUCGACAGCUAUCGUGGAAGAUGGAGACGGAAGAGGAGACGGAUUGUCCGGCGGCCACGCGCUGGCUCGAUCGCAAGCUCAUCGCGCUCUGCCAGCGCUUUGGCAACUACAGAAAGGAUGAUCCACAUUCUUUCCAGCUUAUGCCGCAGUUUAGCAUAUAUCCUCAGUUCAUGUUCAACUUGCGGCGGUCACAGUUUGUCCAAGUUUUCAAUAACUCGCCGGAUGAGACUGCGUAUUUCCGAAUGAUCUUACAGCGUGAAAAUGUCUACAACUCGCUGGUGAUGAUUCAGCCCACGCUGACGUCGUACAGCUUCAACGGCCCACCAGAGCCGGUUUUGUUAGAUGUUUGUUCGAUCGCUGCGGAUCGAAUCUUGGUGCUCGAUGCUUACUUUACUGUCGUCGUGUUUCACGGGAUGACUAUCGCGCAGUGGAGAAAGGCAAACUAUCAAGACCAACCAGAGCACGUGGCGUUCAAGGAGCUGCUUGCCGCGCCCAGGGUAGAGGCGGAUCAGAUACUCGCCAGUAGAUUUCCUGUACCGCGAUUGAUCGAUUGCGAUCAACACGGUUCGCAGGCGCGGUUCUUGCUGGCGAAGCUGAAUCCGAGCGCAACGUACAAUAGCAGCGCGUCAAUGGGUGGCGGAUCGGAUAUCAUUUUCACAGAUGACGUGUCCUUGCAAGUGUUCCUUGACCACCUUAAGCGCUUAGCGGUGGCAGACAACUGA
Messenger RNA from Ostreococcus tauri, 2391 nucleotides. RefSeq names its product Zinc finger, Sec23/Sec24-type. Gene Ontology annotation, molecular function: GTPase activator activity; zinc ion binding. Bases 1 to 2391 code for a protein of 796 amino acids. Gene Ontology annotation, cellular component: COPII vesicle coat; endoplasmic reticulum exit site. The record is from RefSeq and is a predicted model, not a curated record. NCBI's taxonomy places the organism in Eukaryota, Viridiplantae, Chlorophyta, Mamiellophyceae, Mamiellales, Bathycoccaceae. The transcript has a single exon. Gene Ontology annotation, biological process: COPII-coated vesicle cargo loading; COPII-coated vesicle budding; endoplasmic reticulum to Golgi vesicle-mediated transport.